AUGUUUAAAUCCAGCCCCGUCCCGCGCUCUCUUCUAUCCUCUGCGCGACUCGGCCGUCCUCUUCCCCCAAGACUCUCCCCCAACAUCGCCGCCCUCAGACCUCACCACCUCCAGCAGCAGCACGCCAGCUUCUCCAAGGUCACCAAGCCCAUCCCUGAGCAGCCCGACUUCGACAAGAUGGCCGAAAACGACAUUGAAAAGUACCUCAAGCAGACGCACGACCGCGUCUUUGAGCACAACAAGGCCUGGGCCGAGCAGAAGAAGAAGGAAGACCCCAACUUCUUCGUCACCCUCUCCGCCGGCCAGACCCCCGAGUACCUCUGGAUCGGAUGCAGCGACUCGCGCAUCCCUGCCGAGCAGAUCACCGGCCUCGGCCCGGGUGAGGCCUUCGUCCACCGCAACAUCGCCAACCUCGUCAACAACAUCGACCUCAACGUCAUGAGCGUCAUCAACUACGCCGUCCGCCACCUGCAGGUCAAGCACAUUGUCGUCUGUGGCCACUACGGCUGCGGCGGCGUCAAGGCCGCCAUGACCCCCAAGGAUCUGGGCCUCCUCAACCCCUGGCUUAGGAACAUCCGCGACGUCUACCGCUUCCACGAGGCCGAGCUGGACGCCAUCAAGGACGAGGAGGCCCGCUACGACCGAUUGGUCGAGCUCAACGUUAUCGAGCAGUGCCGCAACGUCAUCAAGACUGCUGCUAUCCAGCAGUCCUACGCCAAGAACAAGUUCCCCAUCGUCCACGGCUGGGUCUUUGGCUUCAACGACGGUCUGCUCAAGGACCUGAAGAUUGACCACGAGUCCAUGCUCCACGACAUCCAGAAGAUCUACCACCUUCCCGACGCGUAA
Colletotrichum siamense is the source of this 846-nucleotide messenger RNA. RefSeq names its product Carbonic anhydrase. Gene Ontology annotation, cellular component: cytoplasm. Gene Ontology annotation, biological process: carbon utilization; cellular response to oxidative stress; cellular response to carbon dioxide. The transcript has a single exon. Bases 1 to 846 code for a protein of 281 amino acids. Gene Ontology annotation, molecular function: carbonate dehydratase activity; zinc ion binding. NCBI's taxonomy places the organism in Eukaryota, Fungi, Ascomycota, Sordariomycetes, Glomerellales, Glomerellaceae. The record is from RefSeq and is a predicted model, not a curated record.